Messenger RNA from Ichthyophthirius multifiliis, 1083 nucleotides. RefSeq names its product ligand-effect modulator 3 LEM3 family protein, putative. Gene Ontology annotation, cellular component: plasma membrane; endoplasmic reticulum; Golgi apparatus. NCBI's taxonomy places the organism in Eukaryota, Ciliophora, Oligohymenophorea, Hymenostomatida. The transcript is spliced from 5 exons. The record is from RefSeq and is a predicted model, not a curated record.
AUGAGUUUAAAUGAAAAUGAAAGGAAUAUCGGACAAGAAUAUCCUCUUCCAAAUAUAUCUGAAUAAAAUCUCCCUUAAAAAGUGAAUAUCUAAUAAGAAAAGAAAGAUUUUACAUAACAAGAAGAAGAAGAGUUAAAUUAAUGGAAAAGUUCAAAUAAAUUGUUUGGAGGAACAAUAUAUUUAGUAUCAGGUUUAUAUUUAUUAAUUGCAGGCAUUAUAUUUGCAAUAAAAAAUGAAGAAGUAAUAGAAUAUAAAGUAAACUAUGGAAUACUAGAUAAAUGUUUAAAUCCUUCAGAAACUUCAAUUUGUGAAUUUAUACUAUAAAUAGAAUAAACAAUGAAACAACCAAUUUUUGUAUAUUAUGAGAUGAAAAACUUCAAUUAAAAUCAUCAAAUUUAUCUCGAAAGUUAUGACUAUAGUUAACUUUAUUCUAAUUCAAAUGAUUCGUUAAAUUCUAAUAGAUGUAAACCUUUUAGAACUAAUAUGGAUUUAAAUGAAAAAUUUUAAAAAUAAAUAAAUUAAAAUAAUCCAUCUAAAGAAAUUAUUUUAAAAAAUUUAAAUGGAAAAAUAUUUUAAAAUAGUUAAUUAAAUGACGUUGCUUUUCCUUGUGGUUUAAGGGCUUUUACGAUUUUUAAUGAUGAGUAUAAAAUUUAUAAUUCUGAGGUUUAAAAAUAAAAUGAGAUUUUUGUAAAUAGUACUAAUAUUUCGUGGAAUUAUGAUAAAAAAUAUAUGAAAAAUUUAAAUACUUAAGAUUAUAAAGAUAAAUAAUGGCUUGAUUUAGAGGAUGAAAGAGUUCAAAAUUGGAUGAGGCCUUCAGGAUUGUCCAAAUUCAAAAAAUUAUGGGGAAGAAUUGAAUAAAAUUUAUAGCCAGGUUCUUAUGUUGUUUAAGUUAAAAACAAAUAUGAUUCUCAAUUUUUUGAUUCUUAAAAAUCUUUUAUUAUAAGUACUGUUAACUCAAUAGGUGGAAAAAAUCCUGUUUUAGUCAUUUCACAUUUAAUUGCAGGUUCUGUUUCGUUUUUAAUAGGAAUCGUAUUAGUAAUUUACCAUUUUAAAUAUAAAUUUUAUAAGCAAAAUUAGUAUUGA